AUGGCGCCCAACACCGACGCCGAAGCUCCUCACAACAACUUUGACACCAUUCUCGUCCUCGACUUUGGUUCUCAAACGAGUCACCUUAUCCUGCGCCGUCUUCGAUCUCUCGGUGUCUUCGCUGAGCUGCUUCCUUGCACCACUAAAAUCGCUGAUCUGUCAUGGAAGCCUAAGGGAAUUGUGUUCUCUGGAGGUCCUUCUUCUGUCUACGACGAGGGCUCGCCCCAUGUUGACCCCGCUGUUUUUGACCUGAACGUGCCUAUUUUGGGUAUUUGCUACGGUUGCCAGGAGAUCGCAUGGCGGAUCGACUCGAAGAAUGUUGCCCGCGGAGCGGCCCGAGAGUACGGCCAUGCCGACGUCAAGAUCGCCAAGGUCAACGAGCAUGUUGACCGUCUCUUCGCUGGCCUGGGCGAUGAAAUCCCUGUGUUCAUGUCCCACUACGACAAGCUAGUCAGCCUGCCUACUGAUUUCGUGGUUAUUGGUGCCACCAAGAACUCCGAGUACGCCGGAAUUGCCCAUCAGGAGAAGCCCAUCUUUGGUGUCCAAUUCCACCCCGAGCUCGAACACACCCCCCGCGGAACCGAUAUUCUCCGCAACUUCAGUGUUGAUAUCUGUGGCGCUCAACCGAACUGGAAGAUGGGCGAUUUUGUCCAGCUCGAGAUCGCUCGCAUCCGUGAGCUUGUUGGUGACCGAGCGCUCGUCCUUGGCGCUGUCAGCGGUGGUGUGGACAGCACUGUCGGUGCUGCUCUCAUGCGUGAGGCUAUUGGCGACCGCUUCAAGGCCAUCCUUGUCGACAACGGAUGUAUGCGUCUUAAUGAGUGCGAGCAGGUCAAGGAGACUCUCGGAAAGCACCUUGGCAUCAACCUGACCGUUGUCGAGGCUGGUGACUUGUUCCUGAGCCGUCUUGCGGGUGUUACUGAGCCCGAGAAGAAGCGGAAGAUCAUUGGAUCUACUUUCAUCGAUCUGUUCGAGCAAGAGGCUAUCCGGAUCGAGAAGGAAGCUGAGAACACUCCCAACACCGGCAAGGUGGAGUGGUUCUUGCAGGGAACACUUUACCCUGACGUUAUCGAGUCUCUGAGCUUCCGUGGGCCUUCGGCCACUAUCAAGACUCACCACAACGUCGGCGGUCUGCCUGAGCGCAUGAUGAACGGCCAAGGCUUGCGUCUUAUCGAGCCGCUCAGACUUUUGUUCAAGGAUGAAGUGAGGGCAAUUGGUCGCCAACUCGGCAUCCACGAGUCGCUCGUGAACCGACACCCCUUCCCCGGUCCUGGCAUUGCCAUCCGCAUCCUCGGUGACGUUACCAAGGAGCGUGUCGAGAUUGCCCGCCAGGCCGACAACAUCUUCAUCAGCAUGAUCAAGGAGGCCGGUCUCUACGACGAGAUCUCUCAAGCCUUUGCUGGUCUUGAUACUAACCGCAGUGUCGGUGUCUUCGGUGACCAGCGUGUUUGGGGUUACAUCAUCAUUCUCCGUGCUGUCCGUACCAAGGACUUCAUGAGCGCAGAGGUGUUCAACUUCGAUAACGCCUUCCUCGCGAAUGUUUCUCGCACUAUCUGCAACCAGGUCGAGGGUGUGGCCCGUGUUGUCUAUGAUCUGACCUCGAAGCCUCCUGGCACUAUCGAGCUCGAAUAA
Messenger RNA from Penicillium cataractarum, 1629 nucleotides. RefSeq names its product GMP synthase (glutamine-hydrolyzing) (gene gua1). Gene Ontology annotation, cellular component: cytosol. Gene Ontology annotation, molecular function: ATP binding; GMP synthase (glutamine-hydrolyzing) activity; GMP synthase activity. The transcript is spliced from 22 exons. The record is from RefSeq and is a predicted model, not a curated record. Gene Ontology annotation, biological process: GMP biosynthetic process. Bases 1 to 1629 code for a protein of 542 amino acids. Lineage: Eukaryota; Fungi; Ascomycota; Eurotiomycetes; Eurotiales; Aspergillaceae.